AUGGCUGGUGCAGGGGAAAGCUGGUUCCUUGGAAGGCCGAAGCUCGGGAUCUUCAAAAACGCCCCAAUUCACACCACGAAGCAUGUCCCCUUCGUACGCGGAAAUGUGCAGGAUUUUUUCAAGCGUACAGGAGACCAGCGUGCACACCAAGUGCUUUUCAGCAAGGUAAAGCAAUGUCAGCGGUGUAGAAAAUCAUGCGCUGUGACGCUUUCUGUCUGUAAUCGUUGCAGCGCCUCUCUGGACGACGUCCAGGUGACGGAAACGCCCAAUCUAUUCAGUGCCUUUAUGCUUGGCAUAGAAGACAGUGGGCAUUUUUCUCUCCGAAUUUCCAUUCGGUAUGAAACGGAGUCGUACCUUGUCUUUGAUGAUCCGCUUGCUCUUUCACCAGCGCAUUUCUGCACCAUCCCUACGACAGAUUUUAUACCAGAUUGGCGCUAUCUCCUUCGGGUUCCAAAGGAGGGACUUGAGAUCGUGCAAGCCCUUGUGAGUGCGUCCCACAAGACGUUUAGGGAACAAUUUCUUGCAGAUCCUGAAUGGACCUCAUCAAUUUUGCUUGACUCGGAUCUGGUGGAGGCGAAGCAUACUCUUAUUGGAUUUAAUUUCCCACCGUCGCAGAAUCAAUUGCACCUACAGUACAUUGCACCACCAUUAAUCCCUCACCAAUAUUUCAUGUAUUCUCGCGGUCAGCACUUCACUUACAACCGGUUUUUCCCUUUGAGCUAUGUGCAAAAAUGCCUCAGCGCGCUCACAAAAAAACCUGAUCCAUUAGGAAAACAUGCCUCCCUCCUAGACCUCCCCAUUGAUGAAAUGGUGGACAUUUUGGACAGUGAAUGUGAUAUUUCAUACAAAAGCGAGCACGCCAAAUUCUUUUUGCGUGUAGAGGAGAUGCAAAAUCGUUUUGCCAAUUGGACCAAAGACAAAUUUCAGGGGAGGUACAUAUUGCCCGAAAACGAUGACGCCAAGAAAGGAAGUCUAUUGUUCAAACCCUUCUCCGGUGAUAGUUUUUAUGUUGAUGAGAACGUUGCAUUCGCCGAGGAAAAGGAAAAACUUCAGAACUAUGGAAGACCUUACAAUGAGGAGGGUAAGCCCAGUGGAGGCUUCUACGCAUUUCCAAAAAGCUUGGAGGACAUCAAGGUUUGGUCCUAA
This is a messenger RNA of Trypanosoma conorhini, 1146 nucleotides long. RefSeq lists its product as uncharacterized. Bases 1 to 1146 code for a protein of 381 amino acids. The record is from RefSeq and is a predicted model, not a curated record. The transcript has a single exon. Lineage: Eukaryota; Euglenozoa; Kinetoplastea; Trypanosomatida; Trypanosomatidae.